UUGACACCGAUGGAGGUCGUGUGGUCGGCCCCCACCAUGCGGACUCGCUGCGUGGCCAGGUCCAGGGAGCAGCUUCUGCAGGACCUGCUCUCGUCGGGCCAGCAGAUGCCGCCGCACCUCCAGAGCUCAAGUAACAACAACAACAACAGCAGUAGUAUGUACAGCCCCGGCGCCACCUACCCGCCCCCUCACCCGGCCGCCCACACCGGACAUCGGACGGCCUACUCUGCCUCUCAGCCAAACACUUCCGUAGGAGGGUCCCUUCCCCCCUCGCCGGCGGACUCUGGCGUAUCUGACGUGGACUCCUCCAGUGGACACACCAGUAAUGACGAGUCCAAAACCAGACUACACCUCACAGUGUGUGGCUCCCGGACCCCGGACUCCCCGUCGUCGGGCGCCGAGGCAGGAGGUGGCGGCCUGCCGUCCUUCCACCCGACCUACUCUCCACAACAACUCCACAUUCGGUCCACGUCACAGCCGCCUCACACCCCCAACCCCUUCCCCAGGCCUCAAGAUUCUCAGGUGAUGGGUGGGUACGGCGGAGUGGGCGUGUCCGGCGGCUACCUCGAGGGCGGCUCCCCCGGGGGCGUAGCCGCCGCGUACGGCGUAACCUCCCCUCAUUACACCGGCCACUCCUCGGGCCUCACCUCCCCCCUGCUCGGCCCUUCAGCCUCACACAUGAACCACAUGGUCUCCUCGGGCAUGGGCGCGGCUCCCUCCACGGCGUCCCCCUCCUCGUCGUCCUCUGCCGAAGACUUCUUUUUGGGCGACAUGGGCUUCCCUCCCAGGAUGAAGAAGAAGGGGCGCAAACCCAAGCCCGCGGACGGCCAAGGGCAGCAGCCGGGCAUGAAGAGGAAGAGCAGAGAAGGCUCGACAACUUACUUGUGGGAGUUCCUUCUGAAGCUGCUUCAAGACAAGGAAUGUUGUCCUAAGUACAUCAAGUGGACCAACCGCGAGAAGGGCGUGUUCAAGCUUGUGGACUCCAAAGCUGUCUCGAGGCUGUGGGGUCUCCACAAGAACAAGCCCGACAUGAACUACGAGACCAUGGGUCGCGCUCUCAGAUACUACUACCAGCGUGGAAUCCUGGCCAAGGUCGACGGCCAGCGCCUCGUGUACCAGUUCGUGGACGUCCCCAAGGACAUCGUCGAGAUCGACUGCACCGGAGCGUAAGCGGAAGAGUUGAAACUCCACUGGGUCAUGGACCGUCGCCAAAUGCUUGCUACAAGUAGUCGCAUCGGGCCGAGCGCGAGUCGACAGUCGCAAGGCAUCGAGGAGCAGAGCGCGGCGACGACCUGGGAGGCUCAGCCGCUCAAGACGAAGUGAUCCCGACGGUGGUGGUGCGGUCGAGGCACAACACAGCCACCUGCGUCGUUCAGCGCAAUGGUUUCCUUCCGACAAUAAGAAGAGCCCGUGACGUUCAAGAAAGAAGUUUUUGUAAUAUAGAUAUUCUAUGAGAAAAGGAACUGAGCUUCCUGUAGCCUAUUUCUGUAUAUAUUGCCUCCAAUCUCUAUAUUGUAAUGACUAUCACUCGCCAUGAGUUUUGUAAAUAGUAUAUAGAUAAGAUUAAUGAUGAUAAUUAUUUUAUUACAUGCGCCUCUUAAUCGAAGUGGCAAGACUCCGUGUCGAACACUGUGAGGCUCAAUCUCCUCCUACCCCAUCCAGAAUGUGAUAGCAGGCAGCCCGCGGACACACUAUGAAACAGGGCUGAUCAGUGUAGGUUGUAGUGAGACGAGUCCGUAGCCGCGCCUCAUUCUUACAAUAUCCCUUGAGCGUGACUUGCUACUCGCGCCCUUACUACUGGAUCCACUCGGAAUCGUAGCGUAUCUCAGACCAG
Molecule: messenger RNA, 1834 nt
Organism: Penaeus monodon (black tiger shrimp)
Lineage: Eukaryota; Metazoa; Arthropoda; Malacostraca; Decapoda; Penaeidae
Product: ecdysone-induced protein 74EF-like
Biological process (GO): cell differentiation; regulation of transcription by RNA polymerase II
Cellular component (GO): nucleus
Molecular function (GO): sequence-specific DNA binding; DNA-binding transcription factor activity, RNA polymerase II-specific
Source: RefSeq, a predicted model, not a curated record